GCAGCGGCUGUCGCGGGGCCAGAACGCGACAAUCGGUCGUCCCAAUAUACAUCGCAGUUUACGGCUACCUUUGCUUGAACUUACCCGUUAACCUCCUCGCUUACUACUGUGACACUAAAGUUGCGUCAUAGGUAGCGCAGCGACAACUUGUUCUGCUUCUACUACGACCAGUGUACGGUCUGCGUAAGACAUACAGCUCCCGAGAAAUAUGUAUAUAUAGAAGCAAUUGUGAAAUUCUUGAGUGUCUUGAAGUUGCAAUUGCCGCUGUUAGCAUGGAUCGGGUUAAGGUAGGAGUUCUAGUAGGCCUGCUAUUCUUCUUGUCCUGCGUGACCAGCUCAUCCAACGCUAAGAAAAGCUCAGGUCGCGCCAAGUUGGUGAUACCCAUACCCAUGGAAAUCAGCAAAACCACCUACACUGAAGAAUGCAGGCACGACAGAUGCAUGCAAGACUGCUACGACAAAGCAAAAGAUGCAUAUGACGUUAGAGGAAACUGCUACAAUUUGACAUGUGUAUGUCAGUACACACCACCGUGCACUCUGAAGACGUGCUACCGUUUGUGCAAGAGACAACAAGCAGGCAAGGACAGGCUCGGCCUCCAGGCAAUAUGCGUUCGAUCAGACUGCAACUGCGACUGGGGUGACAAAUGCGAGAGAUGGGAAUGCCACAAAUCCUGCAUAAAGCAAUUGAGGUGGAACGUAUAUUCUACUUUUAGUGUCCAAUCGAGAUGCGUCAACGAGGUGUGCAUCUGCAACACUUCACCCAAGAGGGUCCGCGGCCGUUAACGUUGUGAUCGAGUAAGAGCACUAAGUAUCGCUCAUUUCCCGGUGGAACAAAUAAACUGCCUAUGAGGCAC
Dermacentor silvarum is the source of this 853-nucleotide messenger RNA. RefSeq lists its product as uncharacterized. The transcript has 5 exons. The record is from RefSeq and is a predicted model, not a curated record. The coding region runs from base 273 to 782 and encodes 169 amino acids. NCBI's taxonomy places the organism in Eukaryota, Metazoa, Arthropoda, Arachnida, Ixodida, Ixodidae.